Molecule: messenger RNA, 4132 nt
Organism: Tachysurus fulvidraco (yellow catfish)
Lineage: Eukaryota; Metazoa; Chordata; Actinopteri; Siluriformes; Bagridae
Product: centrosome-associated protein CEP250
Exons: 24
Coding region: 98-2944 (948 amino acids)
Source: RefSeq, a predicted model, not a curated record
CAGUUUCAACAGGCUGCUUGAAGAAUAAACAGCGCACAGAGGCAUAAGCGCUGAUUGAUAGAGAGAGAAGAAAGGAGAAGACCAGAAAAGCACUUGCAUGCUGGCUGUAAAGUUCUUACACAGAACAGAAUUCUUGCCUUCAAACGGAUCAUUUCUUAAGAUGGCCAGCUGGUUCAGUGAUGACAGGUUCAUGGCAGACAAAAAUGACCAGGAAUGGGACCUUGGUUUGGGAUCUCAGGAACUCAGGAACUCUUUCAGAUCUUCAAACCCUAUCGUGUCUGAGUUUGACUUGUGGGAAAAGUCUCUCUUUAAAUCUCGGUCCUCAGCUCUGAGUUGUGUGGGUUUGUCUCGAUCUGAUCACAGCUCCAAAAUUAGCACCAGCUCCACUGGCAGUCAGUGUGGGAUAAAUCACAGUGAGUCAUCUGCCAGGCAAAGAUGGCAGUCUGCUUCACGUCUUGCGCCAGACGGGGCCCCCAGGUCCCACUCUGAGUUUGAGCUACGGAGUGCGCUAGAGGAGAGCAGCAUGAGGAGAACGGAGCUCAUUCAGAGGCUCCGGGAGGCUAACAGCUGUAUGGAUACACAAACAGACCUGCUGAAAGCCAAAGAGAGCCAGCUUCAGCAUAGCCAGAGCACUACCCAACGUCUAGAGCACAAGCAAAAGCAGCUGGCAAAGGCACUGAGUGUUGUUGACGAGCAGAAAGAAGCUGCUGAGCUAAGUCGCUUUGAGGAGAGCUAUCGCAGCGCAGACCUUCAAGAAAAGGUGCUACAGCUGGAGAUGGACAUUAUGAAGAUGAAAUCUAGCCUUGAGAGCAGGAGCACUACAAAAAUAUCAGCAUCACAUUCAAAGCCACACCUAGGCAGGACCAUGCCUGUAACAAAAGAGGAAUCUUUCAGAGAGGGAGCGAAAAAGGCAGCUAGGGAAAUUAAAAAGCUUGAAGAAGACCUCAGGGAGGCAGAGGAAAGAGCCGUGACAACAGCGGCCGAAAAGGACCAUGCAUUAAAACAACUCCAAUCAUGUAAAGAAGAUCAGCAGAAAGUAUUAAGCCAGAUGGAGGGGCUGAAGCAGAAGUUUAGCACGUCCAUGGUGGCUCAGAGUGAGUUGCAGGACCAGCUCAGCGAGACUCGCAGUCGCCUCGGCCAACUGGAACUGGAGAAUGAACUGCUCACCACAAAAACACUGAGAUUGGACGACCACAUAGAGGACCUGAAGUCAAAGUUGUCCAACGCGUUAGUUGAUAAAGAUCGUCUGGUUCAGGAGAAAGCUGAACUGCACCAAAGAGUGCAAAGCUUAGAACUAGAGCUGCAAAGAUCCCAGAUGGGCAGAGAGGGUUUCACUCAGCAGGUGUGUGAUCUCCACUCCCAGCUAACUCAGGCCAAGAGCCUGGCCAGCCAACAACAGCAGAGUACCUUAUUACUGAAAGAGGAACUGCAUUCAGCCAAAGAGGUGAUUGAGAAACUGACAGCAGAUCUGGCUACAGCCAUGCAGAAGCUUCAGGAGUCGCUGCAGAAGCUACAUGAGCUGGAAGCAGAGAAGCUGAUCCAAAGCAGUCAGAUCUCUGCCCUGGAGACUGAGCGUUUGCAGCUGCUUGGAGAGAAGGAGGAGCUGAUGGAUGUGUUUGACCAAGGAGAUCAGAAACAGCUAAGAGAUCUGAAGGAGAGAUGCUGCCAGCUCAGAGAAUUACAGGAAAUGUUGGAGUAUGAGAAGAAGGAGCUUGAGGCACACUGCCAGGGCCUGGAAAAGAAGGUAGAGAAUGUUGAGGCAGAAUAUGGGCUUAAGGAACAAGAGCUGAAGCUCAUGGAAGAGAAGAUGGAGCAAGAGAAGGAAGAGCUGAAGAGAGUGGCAGCUCACUGGAAUGAGCGAUGGCUGGAUGUUGCGAUGGCAUUGCAGUCUUCUCAGGUCCAACUAGAAGAGUCCAAGAAGCAACAGCAAGAGUCUGAUGCUCUGAGGGAAGAGGCAGCAGAAAUGGUCAUCAAGCUCAAGUCAGAGAUGAUGGACAGGCAGAAUCUUAUCCAGAGUUUGCUAGAAGAGAAGACACACCAAGAGAAAGAGCUGGCCAGAGUUAAGAAAGAAGCCGGUGCCUUGGAGCGAGUUGAGCUUGAUGCAUGUAGACAAGAGCUAGAACUGGAGAAGAACAGAAGCCAGACCCUCCAGCAGAAAUUGAUGGGAAACCCUGUCUCUCUGGAGGAGAUGGAUGGAGAGCUGGUGCAGUUGAAGAGUGAGCUGCAGAAGGUGUGUGACAUGCUGAAGAUUUCUGAAACUGAGCUGGAGGAGCAUCAGCGUGAGCUUCAGUCUGCUCGUGGCCAGGUGACAGAACAGAACAACGACGUACAGAGACUGGAGCAACAACUGGCUAAGCGAGAUCAGGACUUGAAACAAAGAGAUGAUUUCCUGAAGGAUUUGAUGAGACAGAAAGACGCAGAGAAAACCGAGGCCCAAAUCAAGAUAACUGCUCUUGAAAAUGAGCUUGCUGGACUCAAAGGUCAGAAGAUCAUCCAGAAACCAGGAACUCGACGUGACUCUCAGCUCAUAGACUCCUUAAUGGAAGAGAGCAGUAGGACAACGGAGCAGGAUGUACAGAAAGCGCAUAGCGUCAAUCCUCCCCAACCGGGAAAAGGAGAGAGGCAAUCAUCAUUUGUGAAGAGAAAAGAGGCAGGAGUAAGGUGUGAUAGCAUAGAUCCUGACCAACAGAGAAGGCUAAUCACUGAGCAGCUAAAAAGACUGUUUAAAGAAAGGGAACAGAUGAGCGAUGUGGUGUCUCCCAUGACCCAGAGAAAUGCUGGCUCAAAGUCUCCUAAGGUAUUCAAGAAUGAGAAUUCCAUGGAGACGGAAAGAAAUGAGGUGAAGAGGCAACAGAAAUGUGGACUAGAUUUAGGGGUUCAUGAGAAGACAGGAGGACUUGCUGCAGAAAACGUUGCUUCAGAGAAACAACCCCAGCAGAUCUAAUCAAGAUGUAGUACUAAUCAAUAAAACUACAACAGACCUGGGAGUUCCAGCUAAAUCUAUAACACUGAGAUACACAAACUUGUGUGCUAUUUAAUUUACAAAUAAGAGGAAACCCUGACCACCAUACCACCCCUGUUGUGUGUGGAUGGAAUAUUUCUUGCUGGGCAGGUUAAGGUGUGUGACUGCGAGCUGGAGGAGGAUGAGGUAUAAACUCAGGUUGUGGAGGAAGGCAAGGACUUGUACGUGUUUGACAAGUGGAAUAAGUGUGUAAGUGGAAAAGGGCCUCAUUAUUUUAAAUAUCACAAUUUCUUUACUUGUCAAAUGCUCAGAUUUCAAGUGUUAUUUUAUUUUGAAAAUUCUGAAGAUAUAUCAAAUUCAAGACGCAUGUUGCUAAACAAAGUAUUUUGAGUUUUUUUUAACUUUUAAGCAAUGUUUGGAAAUUUUGCAAAGUAUUUUUUUUUUAAUAAAAUAAGAAAACAUGCUUCAAAACAGGACAAAAUGAACCUCUUUCGCUCAGUAAGUUCAGAUACUUGCCUGCAUAAUUCUUCUUGCACCAUACAAUAAAAGUCUUUAACUUUACUGAUUUAGCUACAAAGCAAAAGCCUGCUGGAGCUUUGUGUUUAUAUUACUAAACCUCGGUGUUGCUGACAUUUGAUGUAAGCCAGAGCUUUUAUACCAUUUUUCAGCGCUCCGUAUGUAAAUGAGUCUGUAUCUCCACAGAAAAGAUUUCAGAUUUGACCAUGAAGAAAUUAACAGAGGUAUAAAACAAUUGUAUUGUCCAAAUUCCUGUCAAAGAUAUAAGGUUAAAGGAGUGCUCCAUACUGAACCCAUCUUCUCAUCUGAACCACUCCUUUAUCUUCAGAAUCCUUUGUAUAUAAGCUUAAUUAAGUUUCAUUUGUUCCACUAAGUCAAUAUUAGAUAUAUUAACUAUGAUAAUGAUGGGUUAUGUAAGUUCCAUCACAAAAUAAAACAGAUCCGACUCCUGGUCUUUACUACAGGAACAAUUGUGGUUAUAGCAUCUUAACAAGUCAACAGAAUAAAAGGUCACUGUGGUUCUAGUUUCCAUUAACUUCAAGUAUUUGAACAAGGCAUUAAAUUUGGAAAAUUCCCACACAUGUUAAGAAGAUGAACUUGCAAUUUAUUUCUAGUGCCACAUAAGCUGUCUGCCAUGUUCUGUUUAAUUCCUGA